AAAAAUGUAAAUACAUAAGAGAAACUUCUUAAGUUUUAGAUUUAAUUACUAGCCUAUAUGGAGACAGUGGUGGGUAUACAGUCCAUUUGUUGUUCUACUUUUCUAGCUGCUUGAAUUUUUAAAAAGAAAAAUUUUAAACUUAACAUUUGUAUUUAUUUAAAAAACAGUGAUCUUCCUGUUAGGGCAUAUGCAGUGGAUUACAUCUUAUCUUUAAUGUCUCAACUAGUAGGAAAGACUAGGUUAGGGAGAAAAGAUCCCUCAGUACGUUGUAAUACACAAACAUAACAUGUCAAACCUUUGAUGAAGACAGUGACUAACUCCUGACUACAGUGAAUUGAGAAGAGUUUUAUUGUAUUGUGAUCAAGUCAAAGCUGGAAGGCAGGAGAAUUUUUCCCUGACUAAAGGAAACUAAAACAGCAAUCUUCAAAUUUCAUAACUUUUCUAGUAAUCUGGGUGUGACCUCUCUCUUUGUAAAGCUCAGCCCUUGUCAACUUGCAAGCUCAUCUUCCAGAACUGAGCCUAGCCCAUUCUCACUAUAUAUAAAGUACCCCAGGAAGCCCUCCUCAGAGUUUCCCUCCUGUCAGCUCCACACCACAGCUUCUCACACUUUCCUCACCUUCUCAUCUUUAGAGAACCAUGUCUAGCAAAUCCACCAUCAUCCGCCGUGGCUUCAGCACCAGCUCGGCCAGAGUCCCUGGAGUAAACCGCUCAGGCUUCAGCAGCGUCUCAGUGUCCCGCUCCAGGGGCGGUGGUGUCCUCGGUGGGGCCUGUGGAGGAGCUGGCUUUGGCAGCAGGAGCCUCUAUGGCCUGGGGGGCUCCAAGAGGAUCUCCAUUGGAGGGGGCAGCUACAUCACAGGGGGUGGAUGUGGCAGCAGAGUUGGAGGUGGCUAUGGCUUUGGAGGAGGAGCCGGGAGCGGAUUUGGUUUUGGCGGUGGAGCUGGUGGUGGCUUUGGGCUUGGUGGUGGAGCUGGCUUUGGUGGUGGCUAUGGGGGCUUCCCUGUCUGCCCACCUGGAGGCAUCCAAGAGGUCACUGUCAACCAGAAUCUCCUCACUCCUCUGAACCUGCAAAUUGACCCCACCAUCCAGCGAGUGAGGACUGAGGAACGGGAACAGAUCAAGACCCUCAACAACAAGUUUGCUUCCUUCAUCGACAAGGUGCGGUUCCUGGAGCAGCAGAACAAGGUCCUGGACACCAAGUGGACUCUGCUCCAGGAGCAGGGCACCAAGACCGUGAGGCAGAACCUGGAACCCUUGUUCGAGCAGUACAUCAACAACCUCCGCAUGCAGCUGGACAGCAUCCUUGGGGAGAGAAGCCGCCUGGACUCUGAGCUCAGAAGCAUGCAGGACCUGGUCGAGGACUACAAGAACAAGUAUGAAGAUGAAAUUAACAAGCACACAGCAGCAGAGAAUGAAUUUGUGACUCUGAAGAAGGAUGUGGAUGCUGCCUACAUGAAUAAGGUUGAACUGCAAGCCAAGGUCGAUGGUCUUACAGAUGAGAUCAAUUUCCUGAAGGUCUUCUAUGAUGCAGAACUGUCUCAGAUGCAAACCCACAUCUCAGACACAUCUGUGGUCCUGUCCAUGGACAACAACCGCAACCUGGACCUGGACAGCAUUAUUGCUGAAGUCAAAGCUCAAUAUGAGGAGAUAGCUCAGAGGAGCCGGGCUGAGGCUGAGUCCUGGUACCAGACCAAGUAUGAGGAACUGCAGGUCACAGCAGGCAGACAUGGUGACGACCUGCGCAACACCAAGCAGGAGAUUUCUGAGAUCAACCACAUGAUCCAGAGGCUGAGAUCCGAGAUUGAUCACGUCAAGAAACAGUGUGCCAACCUGCAGGCCGCCAUUGCUGAUGCUGAACAGCGUGGGGAGAUGGCCCUCAAGGAUGCCAAGAACAAGCUGGCAGACCUGGAGGAUGCCCUGCAGAAGGCCAAGCAGGACAUGGCCCGGCUCCUGAGGGAGUACCAGGAGCUGAUGAACGUCAAGCUGGCCCUGGACGUGGAGAUUGCCACAUACAGGAAGCUACUGGAAGGCGAGGAGUGCAGGCUGAAUGGGGAAGGCGUUGGACCAGUCAACAUCUCUGUGACACAGUCCACCAUCUCCAGUGGCUAUGGCAGCUCCAGUGUUGUUGGCGGUGGCUUAGGCCUGGACGCAGGCAGCGGCUACUCCUACAGCAGUGGCUUAAGUUCUAGCAGUGGCAGAGGCAUUGGAGGUGGCCUCAGCUCUGUUGGGGGCAGCAGUUCCACCAUCAAAUACACCACCACCUCAUCCUCCAGCAAGAAGAGCUACAAGCACUGA
Molecule: messenger RNA, 2292 nt
Organism: Loxodonta africana (African savanna elephant)
Lineage: Eukaryota; Metazoa; Chordata; Mammalia; Proboscidea; Elephantidae
Product: keratin, type II cytoskeletal 6A-like
Exons: 9
Coding region: 637-2292 (551 amino acids)
Biological process (GO): intermediate filament organization; keratinization
Cellular component (GO): keratin filament
Molecular function (GO): structural constituent of skin epidermis
Source: RefSeq, a predicted model, not a curated record